Melospiza georgiana is the source of this 6777-nucleotide messenger RNA. It is a transcript of the gene MEF2C, whose product is annotated as myocyte enhancer factor 2C. The record is from RefSeq and is a predicted model, not a curated record. Bases 907 to 2382 code for a protein of 491 amino acids. Gene Ontology annotation, biological process: cell differentiation; positive regulation of transcription by RNA polymerase II; heart development. NCBI's taxonomy places the organism in Eukaryota, Metazoa, Chordata, Aves, Passeriformes, Passerellidae. Gene Ontology annotation, molecular function: protein dimerization activity; histone deacetylase binding; RNA polymerase II cis-regulatory region sequence-specific DNA binding. The transcript is spliced from 13 exons.
CUGAAACUGAUUAUUUCUUGAGUUUGGGAGGAGAGAGUCAUUCGUUUGGGAUUGUGGGAGAGGUAGAGAAAUAGAGACACGAUAAAAAGAAGAAAAAGGAGGAAGAGAAGUAGAAAAGGACACCUCAUCAGGAGUACGGUUUGAAUCCCUUUCUCGCCUCCCCCUUCCCCUCCGCGAUGUUACAGAGGCUGUGAGCUAUUCGCCUUUUCCCAUUCGCCUGCUGCCACUUCCUUCCUGGACGAUCUCAGGACGAGUCCGGUUACUUUUAAUCCGACCAGCAGCUCAGGCACUUUCUCCUCCUCCACGCAGCACACACGCGCACACACGCGCACCACACACACGCACACGCACACGCACACACCCCAGGCAUCUUCUGGCUGCUUAUUGGAUUGACUUUGAAGGUUGUGUGUGUGAUUCAAGGCGGCUGCAUGUUGAACCAGGUGGUGAAUAUUUAAGACUGGAAGAAGUAAAGGGAUUUUUUCUUUUUCCUGUGAAAGGAAAAUAUCUGAAGGACUAGUCUGAUCAGCCAAACAGCUAACUGUUUACAAUACUCAUUAGAAACAAAGGUACCAUUUGAAUAGAGCAUUUCAAAAGAAGAUCCUCUUAUCUUCUCUUCUGGACCACCCUGGGAAGAAUGUAUAAAGAUGUACCACUUCUUUGAUCAAGAGCAUUAUAAGCAGACUUAAGCAGUUUUCUAAGUCCCUCUUGGGUGUACGUGUGUGCUUGCCAUUCACACAUCCCGAAAUGAGAUGGAAUGUGAAGCAGGAACAGAUGCAGAGGACUGUGAACUGAGUGGUGCAAGUGCUGAAGAAGGAGGUUUGUUUUGAGGAAACAGGAAAGAGGAAUAAAAGAGAAGGGAAAAAUACGUAAUUUUAAGGAAGAAGGAGAGAAAAAAAAACGGGGACUAUGGGGAGAAAAAAGAUUCAGAUUACAAGGAUUAUGGAUGAACGUAACAGACAGGUGACUUUUACAAAGAGGAAAUUUGGGUUAAUGAAGAAGGCUUAUGAGCUUAGUGUUCUGUGUGACUGCGAGAUUGCUCUAAUAAUCUUCAACAGCACCAACAAACUGUUCCAGUAUGCCAGCACUGAUAUGGACAAAGUGUUGCUGAAAUAUACGGAGUAUAAUGAGCCACAUGAGAGCCGAACAAAUUCAGAUAUUGUUGAGACAUUAAGAAAGAAAGGACUUAAUGGCUGUGACAGUCCAGACCCUGAUGCAGAUGAUUCAGCAUUGCACAAGAAAGAAAACAAAGCUUGUGAAAGCCCUGAUCCUGACUCCUCUUAUGCUCUCACCCCACGCACUGAAGAAAAAUACAAAAAAAUUAAUGAAGAAUUUGAUAAUAUGAUCAAGAGCCAUAAAAUACCUGCUGUUCCACCACCAAACUUUGAGAUGCCAGUUUCUAUCCCAGUGUCCAACCACAACAGUUUGGUAUACAGUAACCCAGUCAGCUCACUGGGAAACCCCAACCUGUUACCACUGGCUCAUCCUUCUUUGCAAAGGAAUAGCAUGUCUCCUGGUGUGACACAUCGGCCUCCAAGUGCAGGUAACACAGGUGGCCUGAUGGGUGGGGACCUUGCAACCGGUGCAGGCACCAGUGCAGGAAAUGGAUAUGGAAACCCCCGCAACUCACCAGGUCUGCUGGUCUCACCUGGCAACUUGAACAAGAAUAUGCAAGCAAAAUCUCCACCUCCAAUGAAUUUGGGAAUGAACAACCGUAAACCAGACCUCCGUGUGCUUAUUCCACCAGGCAGCAAAAGUAACAUGCCAUCAGUGUCUGAGGAUGUUGAUCUGCUUCUGAAUCAAAGGAUAAAUAACUCCCAGUCUGCUCAGUCAUUGGCUACACCAGUGGUUUCCGUAGCAACUCCUACUCUACCAGGGCAAGGGAUGGGAGGAUACCCAUCAGCCAUCUCAACAACAUAUGGCACUGAAUAUUCUCUGAGUAGUGCAGAUAUAUCAUCUCUCUCUGGUUUUAAUACAGCCAGUGCUCUUCAUCUCGGUUCUGUGACUGGCUGGCAACAGCAACACCUACAUAACAUGCCACCAUCUGCCCUCAGUCAAUUGGGAGCUUGCACUAGCACUCAUUUAUCUCAGAGUACAAAUCUCUCCCUGCCUUCUACUCAAAGCCUCAACAUCAAGUCAGAACCUGUUUCUCCUCCUAGAGAUCGUACCACCACACCAUCGAGAUACCAACAGCACACGCGCCAUGAGGCGGGGAGAUCUCCUGUUGACAGUUUGAGCAGCUGUAGCAGUUCCUACGAUGGAAGUGACCGAGAAGAUCACCGGAAUGAAUUCCACUCCCCCAUUGGACUCACCAGACCUUCGCCGGACGAAAGGGAAAGCCCCUCUGUCAAGCGCAUGCGGCUCUCUGAAGGAUGGGCAACAUGAUAACAUUAUGAUCUAUUAGUUGGGAUUUUUUUUUUUUCUUGCAGUGUGUGUGUGCUAUACCUUAAUGGGGGGGGGGGAGGGGAAGGGUCGAUAUGCAUUAUAUGUGCCGUGUGUGGAAAAAAAGUCAGGUACUCUGUUUUGUAAAAGUACUUUUAACUUGCCUCAGUGAUGCAGUAUAAGGAUAAACAGAAAUGCUGAGAUAAGCUUAGCACUUGAGUUGUACAACAGAACACUUGUACAAAAUAGAUUUUAAGGCUAACUUCUUUUCACUGUUGUGCUCCCUUGCAAAAUGUAUGUUACAAUAGAUAGUGUCAUGUUGCAGGUUCAACGUUAUUUACAUGUAAAUAGACAAAAUGAAAACAUUUGCCAGAAAUGGCAGAUCUUUACUGAGAGAGAAAGCAGCUGUUAUGCAACAUAUAGAAAAUGUACAGAUGUUUUGACAGAUCCAGCAGUUGGGUGGCCGUGAAUUGAUGCUAGAAAGAGACUGAGUCACCUAACAUACUGAAAAUGCUCACAAACAUGCAGGCAUUUUGUUAGAGUAUGGCACUCAGUUUAAAAGGAUCAAACCAUUUCAAGAGGACCAUACUUAUAGAAAUGUUGAGUUCGAGGGCUGACAUAUUUAAUUUCAAAAAUUCUGGGUCUGCAUCACUUAUUAAAUAAAAGUAUAAAAAUAUGUACAUUACAUUUUGCUUAUUUUCAUAUUAAAAAGACAGAGUUUGCAAAGCAUUUGUGGCUUUUGUAGUUCCCUUAAGCCAAAAUUUGUUCUUUUUUCCUUGAUAGCUUUGCUAAUCUUUUAAGCAGUCCUGAAGAAACAAACAAAAAGGACUUUCUGUAUAGAAAGCACUACCCUAAGCCUUGAGGAACUCCAUGCUUUGCUAAUUAAGAUAACUGUUUUCUCUUUGCAGAAGUUUUGGUUUUGAAAUGUGUAUUUCUAAUUAUAUAAAAUAUUAAGAAUCUUUUAAAAAAAUCUGUGAAAUUAACAUGCUUGUGUAUAGCUUUCUAAUAUAUAUAAUAAUUAUGGUAAUAGAUUUUGUUCUCUUGAUAGUGGGGAAUUAUAUUUGUGCAGUUGCACAUUUAACUAUUUUCUUUCAGUUUUCUUUCAGUGGGUAUACAUUCUACAGAUCAAAGUCAGCUGCUGAAAGACUGAUCUGUAAACAAUUAGACUUUACCCAUAGUGUAACAACUUAAAUCAUUUUAAUACAGCAUUUUACAAUCAGUUGGGUGAACUGCCAUCCAUUGUAUAUACUGAUUAGUUCUUUCAUGCUGUUUUUGUGCAUUGUAACAAGUUAAGGGCCCUUCUAUUAUGUAACGUACUGCGUAUCUUGUAGCUUUCCAUGGGUUAAAUGACAAAGUGGCGUAACUUGGCCCUUUCUCAUUAAUGAAGUUGGUAUUCUGCCCAUCUGAAUUGGAUGUGCAGCUCUAACGGCUGUAAGCUACGUGAGUGCAGGUAAAUAUGUGCUGAAGCAGCAGGGGGAGGAAAAGGGAGGGAUCAGCACUAAAGUGCCUGUUGUAUAGAUUCCUCCCCUCUCUCAUAGACAUAAAACUCUUCAAGAGAUUAUCAGUUAAAGUGUGAUUCAAAGUCAGUUGAUUUUACACAGGCAAUAUUGGCCAACUGGUCCUUGGUUCUCAUGGACCUCUGCAGUCACAUCAUCUCACAGUGGACAUGUUGUUGAGCAACACUCCCUGUGUGUUUUCUUUCACCAGAGCAGGACUUGCUUCAGCACACAGCAUCCACAUUUUCUCCAGCUUCAUAUUGUUCCUUUGACUAAGAUAGCUUGACCAGAGGGAAUGUGUCAUUUUCUUUAAGUCCCUCUUUGUCCCUCUUGUCUAUUAGAAAAAAUGGUAUAUUCAAGUGUUUCAGUUUAACCAUUCUGUUGGAGGGGAAAAGUGUUUAAGCAAAAUGUUAGUGCCAUAGUAAAAGAGAAAUAUUUCUCCUUUUUUCAAGGGUCAUUCUAGGUCUCAAUGACAUACAUUGACAUUAUGGUGAAAAAUACAGCUGCAACAGAAAAACGUCAACACAAAGUACUUUGAAGUGAAAUACACACUCUUUUUCCACCUAUACAUGCAGUUGCUGUGCACUGCUCAACGAUGGAGUGUACCUCUCCGUAGUAGAGAAUGAUGAUCAAACUACAGUGUGCAUUAGGACAUAGGCUCUUCACUUACCAUGACUUUACAGAAGCCUGCCUUACAGGCACUUUCAGCCGUGCAGGGGCUAGUACAUAAUCUGGAAACUCUUUAAGCAGAAUGCUGUGCUACUAAUGCAUCCAUUUUACCUCAUGUAGCAAACUGCAGGGUAAACAAAGAUACGCAUGUUUUAAAAAUCCCAAAAAAUAAAUUUAAAAACUCAAAACAAAACAAAAGGUAAAAUGGGGCCCAUAAUUAAUUUUAAAACACAAAAGCCACUUUCUUCACCCUCAGAUUAACCUUUACUCAUAUUCUCUUUUGAGAAUUUUAAAUGUUAGUGUGUCAAAAAUAUGCAAAUGUAUCACAAAUAUACCUUGUCAUUUCAAGAAAAAAUACAAUUUCAUUGGUAUAGUAGUAGAAAUUUCUCAGUGGGGAAGGGGAUUUGGUCUAUUGAUAUAUUAAGAAUAGCCAUAUUAAUAGUUUACCUUGCGAUUUGCCUCAGCAACACAUGAAAAAAUGAAAGAUAUCAUUUAAUGAAGAUGCAGUGUAUAAUAUUACUGCAAGUAACUAAGCAGAAAGUAGCAUGAAAAGUAUUGCCUGGGCAAUUUAUAUUAACUCUGACAGUGAUUUUUUUGUAUAAACACAAGUAGAACUGAAUCACAUGAAAAUAAAUGCCAGUCAGCCCUCUUGUUCCUGCUGCAGAAGGCAACUAACUUAUACUGGCAAAAUUGUGGGGGAUAAUGCAUAUUUGCAAACUGAUCUAAUGAUAAGAAGCACAACUUUGAUUGUGAAGUCACUUUCUGUAAACUAUAACUGUCUACCUUUCUUGUUCCUUUAUCUGUAUCUUACCAUUUAUUGUGUUUGCAAAAGGUAAUUUGGGUUUAUUGUGUGAUUCCUUUGUAUUUAAGGAGCUUGGGGCAGAGCCCUGAAAGAGUAUUAACAUUUACUUUACCUUAACCCAUGCUAUAUGAUGUUUUAGGCAACAUUCUUAAUUGUAAGUUCAAACACCUGAAGUGGCAUUCUAGGCACCUGCAAGUAUUGUUAUAGCUAAGCUAAUCUCUAUUAAAAGAUGUUGUCAGUUAGUGUUUAAUUGCUGGUGACAAUUAUAUUAUAUACUUUAUCUGCACAACAUAUAUAUUGUAUGCAUUGAGCCAUUCACAGUAAAGCUUUGUUCAUUUCAGUGUCUCUCAGAAAUUGUGUUUUAUAACAAAAUGGCUUAUAUUUUUCCCAGAAGAGGAAUUUAGCAAUUUUUAAUGACUAGUGUAAAAAUUAGCUGUUGUCCGCAGAUCUUUUUCAGGUAAAGUUAGUAUAAGAAUAGAACUCAUAGGCUGUUUUCAAGGACAUCAAUCCUUUUGUAUUGUAUUUGCAAUCCUAUAUGCCCACUUUUAUCUGUAGUCUAACAGCUGUUUGUUUUCCUUCUUCCUUCACCUUGAAGGUAAAUGCUUUGUAAUUUUUUUAAAAGCCACUUGAAACCUCAAUAAAGGCUGUUGCCUAAACAUGGCAUACUUCAUCUGUUCCUGUUUGUGCCAUCUGCUGUGAUGUCGUCAGUUAUAUGGCAUUCAUUUCCUGCCACUACAGGUCUCUUGAAGGACUGAUGGAACACUGGUGUCUGUUAGAACGCUUCAGACUGUAGAUGUAAUAAAAGGCUUUUGUUAAUAUAUUUUAACCAAAGAUGUGGAGCAAUCCAAGCUUUGAGCCACAGACUUUCUGCAUCAAAAGUAUCCAUUUGAUUAUUUUCAUAGUCACAUGUUGCAUUUCUACCUUCCCUUCUCAUACCUCAGACUGAUCCAUACCUCUAUUUGAUUAAAAAAAAAAGGUCAUUUAAGAAAGUAAUUUUUUAAAAAAUUAAAAAUUAAAAAUGCAGUACUAAAGUCUUUUAUGUAUUUAAUAUCAGACCUGGGUUACCGCAGGCAUUACACUUGGAUUGCUUCAGAUGGUUUGUUGUAUCUUUUUUUUCUUUUUUUCUUCUCUUUCAUGGGGAUUUGCUUCCAUAAAAUAAUGGUGAUAACAAAAUAGCUUGUAAAUGGGAGCGUACAAGCAUUUGCAACGAAUUUUAAAGUAGAGGCUCACAGCGGCAUAAGCUGGACUUUGUCGCCACUAGAUGACAAGAUGUUAUAACUAAGUUAAACUACAUCUGUGUAUCUCAAGGGACUUAAUUCAGCUGUCUGUAGUGAACAAAAAUGGGAAAAUUUCAAAAGAUUCUCCUGCUGGAAAUAAGGUAUAAUUUGUAUUUUGCAGACAAAUCAGUAAAGUUACUGGCUUUCUUAGUGA